GUCAGUCGCGCAUUAACACGGAGGAAAGACACACUGAAAAGAGACACGUAUUUUAUUACGGAAUAUUUAGAUUUGAUUCACUACGUGCAAUGUACAGGAUGACGAAACUUCAAUACUGCCUAAAUAUCGUAUUAAUAUUUUAUUCCGGUUUAUUUAUAACGCCAGGAUUUUCGACUAACAAUACUGGCAAUACCAGGUUAUAUCAUGGAGCAAAUCUGGUACCAAACGAAUACCAGGAUACUUUUACAGAAGCAAAAGCCAAUGAUACGAAAUUACGAUUUGUCAGCGCGAUAUUCAGACACGGCGAUCGUACACCAGAGGACAAAGAAACUUAUCCAAAUGAUCCCUACAAAAAUGAAGAGUAUUAUCCAACUGGCCGCGGUCAAUUAACUAAUGCUGGUAAGAAAAGAUCGUAUGAGUUAGGAUUACUACUGAGAAAACUGUACGACCAUUUUCUCGGCACUACGUACUAUCACCCGUAUGUCUAUGCACGUUCCACGUUCAUUAUUAGAUGCGGGAUGACCCUACAAUUAGUGCUCGCUGCACUUUUUCCGCCUAAUAACAUGCAACAAUGGAAUCAUCAGCUGCUUUGGCAGCCGACGUAUAUGAGAUAUAGCUCUUUAAACGAGGAUACUCUAAUGAUGUCAUUUACAUUCCCUGCAUAUAAAGCAGCUUUCAAAAAAGUGUUAAACUCUACGGAAGUAUUAGAAAAAAUAGAAAAAUAUCGUGAUCUAAUGGAAAAAGUGUCGGCGUAUGCAGGAAGUAAUAUUACUGAUCUAUAUCAGCUUGUGAUAGUGCGUUUUGUUAUAAAUAUUCAAUUAUCUAUGGGACUGGUGUUACCCAAAGCAGCGCAUAUCUUAUAUGCAAACAAAGAAUUUUUUGAAGCGACACGUCUAGCUUAUGACCUAUUUGCCUACAAUGAGGAACUUAUCAGACUCAGUGGAGGUACAUUAUUACAACAAAUAACCGAGGACAUGAAUGAAGUGAUCAAUGGAACAACAAAUCGAAAGAUCAAUCUCUUCUCCGGACAUGACAUUAAUGUGGUCGCGAUACUGCGGGCUCUGCAUAUAAAAAAUGAGAUUUACAGUAUGCCAAACUUUACGAGUAGUGUUAUUUUGGAAUUGCAUGAAUGGAAAGACAUGUAUUUUGUCAAAGUAUUAUAUUAUUGGGGUAUUCCGGCGAAAGUAGAAACGCUCUCCAUUCCAGGCUGCACAUUAUUAUGCCCGUAUGACAGAUUUCUUAAUUUAAUAUCGACGACAAUAGCAACAGAUGCAAAUCUGAUAAGUCUGUUGCAUUUGGAAAAAGAUGCGUCUGCAUACGUGUACGUAUUCUAUCGUGGAACAUUUAGAUUUGAUUCACUACAUACAAUCUACAGGAUGACGGAACUUCAAUACUACCUGAACAUCGUAUUAAUAAUAUUUUAUUCCAAUUUAUUAAUAACGGAACAGAACGAGAAAGAAUUUUUGAUUACUAAUAAUAUCAGCUUAUAUCAGGCAGCAGACGAAUACCAGGACUUUCACAAUUUUACUUUUGUAGAAGCAAAAGCUAGUCAGACGACAUUACAAUUUGUCAGCAUGAUAUUCAGACACGGCGAUCGUACACCAGAUAACAGAGAAACUUAUCCAAAUGAUCCCUACAAAGAUGAGAAGUUUUAUCCAACUGGCCGCGGCGAAUUAACUAAUGCUGGUAAGAAAAGAUCGUAUGAGUUAGGACUGCUACUGAGAAAACUGUACAACCAUUUUCUCGGCACUACGUACUAUCAACCGCAUAUCUACGCACGUUCCACGUUCGUUACUAGAUGCAAGAUGACCCUGCAAUUAGUGCUCGCUGCACUUUUUCCGCCUAAUAACAUGCAACAAUGGAAUCAUGCGCUGCUUUGGCAGCCGAUGAAUGUGAGAUAUGCCUCUUUACACGAAGAUAUUCUAAUGGUGUCAUUUAGAUUCCCUAUAUAUGAAGCAACUUUCAAAAAAAUGUUAAACUCUUUGGAAAUAAUAGCAAAAACAGAAAAAUAUCGUGAUUUAAUGGAAAAAGUGUCGGUGUAUGCAGGCACUAAUAUUACUACUCUAUUUGAUCUUUUGAUAGUGCACAUGGCUAUACAUUUGCAAUUAUCUAUGAAACUGGAGAUACCCGAAACAGCGCGUAUGUUAUAUAACAACACACAAUUUUCGGAAGCGAGCCGUCUAGCUUUUGACCUAUUAGCCUACAAUGAGGAACUUACCAGACUUAAUGGAGGUGUCUUAUUACGGCAAAUAAUCGACGACAUGAAUAAAGUGAUCAAUGGAACAUUAAAAAAUCGAAAGAUCAAUCUCUUCUCCGGACAUGACAUUAAUGUAUUCGCGAUACUGCGUACUCUGCAUAUAAAAAAUGAGAUUUACAGUACGCCAAACUUUACGAGUGGCGUUAUUUUUGAAUUGCGUGAAUGGAAGGGCAAGUAUUUUGUCAAAGUAUUAUAUUACUGGGGUAUUCCGGCGAAAGUAGAAACGCUUUCCAUUCCGGGCUGCACAUUAUUAUGCCCGUACGACAAAUUUCUUAAUUUAACAUCGACGACGGUAGCAACAGAUGCAGAUUUGACAGGUUCAUUACAUUUGAAAGAAGAUGAGUAUACAUACUGAACUGCUGAACACUUGAGAAAUGUAAAGUCUUCGCAAGAAUUUUAUAUAUAUAACAUUGUUUUAAAUUCUAUAUAACUUUGCCGAAUUAAUUA
Molecule: messenger RNA, 2704 nt
Organism: Linepithema humile (Argentine ant)
Lineage: Eukaryota; Metazoa; Arthropoda; Insecta; Hymenoptera; Formicidae
Source: RefSeq, a predicted model, not a curated record